Messenger RNA from Eufriesea mexicana, 9634 nucleotides. It is a transcript of the gene Wdr62, whose product is annotated as WD repeat domain 62. Gene Ontology annotation, cellular component: mitotic spindle. Gene Ontology annotation, biological process: centriole replication. Lineage: Eukaryota; Metazoa; Arthropoda; Insecta; Hymenoptera; Apidae. The record is from RefSeq and is a predicted model, not a curated record. Gene Ontology annotation, molecular function: protein binding.
AGUGUGUUGUGUUCGUCCCCGUCGUAUUGAAAUUAUUCGGUUAUCCUUUUAUUCGUCGCGAGUUUAGUUGCAUUGCUCGAGAAAGGUGUACCUUGUGCGAAAACGUGGGCGUUCAUCGAAUGACCAUGAAGUGAGAGCAUCGAGUUUUCUUCAGGGAUGAACUCCUGACGCCAGGGCAACGUCUGUCACCAUGAUGGAACCGCCAGUUACGAGCAAGGUCCUGCGGGCUCCUAACCUGAAGAGAGGUCAGGAGAACGUGCGGAUUCAGGACAGGAUCAAGCUGGAACGCGUGCUCGGCGUAACCGUGUCGAGCAAUGCAGCCCUGGACUGCGACGCGACCAGCGAGCUGGUCGCCUAUCCUGCCGGCUGCACCGUGGUGUUGUUCAAUCCUCGGAAGAACACCCAGGCCCACGUGUUGAACGCUUGUCGCAAGACGGUCACCUCUCUGGCCCUAGCCGGCGAUGGAAGGUUUCUGGCGACCGGAGAGUGCGGCCAUAUGCCCAACGUUCGCGUCUGGGACAUCUCCGAUCCGUACAACGCCGUGCAGAUCGCGGAGUUCUCCGGGCACAAGUAUGGCAUCAACUGCGUGGCAUUUUCACCGAGCAACAAGUACGUGGUAUCCGUGGGCUCUCAACACGAUAUGAUCGUCAACGUCUGGGACUGGAGGAACAAUGUUAAAGUGGCGUCGAACAAAGUCUCGAGCAAAGUGAAGGCCGUCUGCUUUGCGGAAAAUGGCAAUUACUUCGUUACCGUGGGCAACAGACACGUCAAGUUUUGGUAUCUCGAGUAUUCGCGCAGUGCCAAGUAUAAGGAACCUGUGCCUCUGAUGGGUCGGUCUGCCAUAUUAGGAGAGCAGAGAAACAACGAUUUCGUGGACGUAGCCUGCGGCCGAGGGGAAAUGGCAGAUUCCACGUACGCGAUCACCAAAACGGGUCUUCUAUGCGAAUUUAAUAACCGGCGACUGUUGGAUAAAUGGGUGGAGCUUCGCACGAGCAGUGCCAAUUGCAUGGCCGUCGGUGACAAAUACAUUUUCAUCGGUUGCGCCGAGGGAAUCGUGAGAUGCUUCAGUCCUAGCACGCUUCAGUUCAUCACCACCUUACCGAGAACGCAUUACCUGGGCGUGGACGUGGCUCAGGGAUUGUCCAUUAGCCACAUGUCUCAGCAUCCGACGAACGCCAGGUAUCCGGACGCGAUCGCGCUGGCGUUCGACGAACGGAACAACAAGCUUACCUGUGUCUACAACGAUCACAGCAUCUACGUGUGGGACGUGCGGGACAUCAGGCGGGUGGGCAAGUCGCACUCGUUCCUCUACCACUCGGCGUGUAUCUGGGGCGUGGAGAUGUACCCCACGGGGUCGGAUUCCUUGUGCGCCAUGCCGACUGGUAGCUUCAUUACCUGCUCCAGCGACGACACCAUCCGCGUGUGGAACCUCGAGAAGGACAUUUCACCCAACGACACGCUCUACAAACGAAACAUCUACAGCAACGAACUGUUGAAGGUUCUCUACAUAGAUCCGGAAUUGACUUACCUGAAGGAUCUGGAUCUGGCCGCUGCCGGAUCGACGGAGAAAAGCGACGCCUCGUACGACGGCCGAAACGGCGUCAGAUCGAUCCGAGUUAGCCCGGAUGGGAAACAUUUGGCAUCCGGCGACAGGUCCGGAAAUAUUCGAAUCCACGAUCUCUCCUCGCUCGAGGAAUUAUGCUUGAUCGAGGCGCACGACGCGGAAGUGCUGUGUCUGGAGUACUCCAAGUUCUCCCGCUACUCGGCGGAGGCUCCCAGGUUGCUGGCUAGCGCCUCUAGGGACAGACUGAUCCACGUGUUCAGCGUCGAUCAAGGGUACAACUUCCUGCAAACGCUCGACGAUCACAGCUCUUCCAUUACUGCCGUCAGAUUUUUCAAUCAGACCAAUCAGGGUAACCAGAUCCAAAUGGUGUCCUGCGGUGCCGAUAAAAGUAUUAUUUUUAGACAACUGCAAUCGACACCAGGAGGUAUGCCGCAAUUCGCCAGGGGUCACAACGCUCAAGGAAAGACGACUCUGUACGACAUGGAGGUCGAUUCCGGGCAGAAACACGUUUUAACCGCCUGUCAAGAUAGGAAUAUAAGGGUAUACAACGUAACAACGGGCAAACACAACAAAACGUUCAAGGGAUCCGUCGGCGAAGAUGGAUCGCUCAUCAAAGUCGUUCUAGACGCAUCGGGAAUCUACGUAGCUACCUCGUGUACAGAUAAGACGCUGUGCGUGUACGAUUACUAUAGCGGUGAAUGUAUGGCCACCAUGCUCGGUCAUUCGGAAUUGGUGACGGGGCUGCGUUUCAGUCCCGACUGUCGCAACCUCGUGUCCGCUAGCGGGGACGGUUGUAUAUUCGUCUGGCGUGUUCCACACGACAUGGUUGUCACUAUGCAGGCACGUCUCGCUCAGCAAGCGAUGCGAGCUGGAAAGAGGCCACCGCAAGUGAACGGGACGGGGAUCGACAUACAACUGGACAACGAGACCUUCGGAUCGCCACCGCCGGAAUUCCUAGAUCCAAACGCCAACCCAACCUCGCAGAACGUCAGCGUGGAUUACAGGUUCAGCGUGGGCCAGUUGCCCCUCUGGGCCAAGAAGCAGAUAAACACGACGAACGUGGACGAAAGCUCGGUGCUUGGUUCCAACGUCAGACCCCUCGGCGUAGACUUGCCGAAAGGCAGGUGGGCGCAAAGGGUUCAACAAGGGGAUGGUAUAACGGUCAAGUCCGUUUACGAUAGCGACGAAGUUAUACCUUUCCCACCGCCCCGCGGCGCGAUCGAUUCAGACGGGGGCGGUGGUGGCGGCGGCUCGAAAGACAGCUCGAUCGACAGCGGAACCGAGACCAAGUGCAGCAGCGAUUAUCGCAGGGAAACGAUAAUCAUCAAAAGGGAAGAGGACGAAACUGUAUUUCAACCUUGCCCAGAUAGUUACAGAGAAUUAGCAGAUGACACGAAACAGGUGAUCGGUGGUAACGUGACUGUAACUAGAGGUAGCAAUAUCACGGAAUUGACACGACAGUCAAGGAGUCGUCAUCAUACCGACGAUAGCAGUCUUGGCAGCUUUAAAUUUGAGGAUCACGAGAGUACCGAGCACGACGGAGACGUGGAGGAUUAUUCCGAAGGAGAGAAUGGAACGACUGGUUCGGAAAAGUCCCAUCACAGGUUGAUGUACUACCCUGCGCCAGAAGACACGAUAUCGAAUCAAUUUACCGUAAACGCGAUGGACGUGGAGGAGCUUCGAAGAUCCCAGAGGAGACAGAAGAAACCUAGGAACGGGGAAAGUGGUCGAACGAGCGAAUUAACCGCUUCCGGUAGUCAGGACGACUCGGAUUCGGAGGGUGGCGCAUCUACACCCAGUGCCGAACGAAAUCCUCUGUCCAUGCUGUCGGAAGCUAGCUCGGAGGGAUUCGAUCAACUAGCCAAACAGAGCCACCGCGAAAAGUACCUUAAAAACGCUUUCGAAUCUCUUAGCGGUGCCGAAGAACCCACGAAUAGAAACGUAAAGACGACUAGUAUCAGUUCCCAGUUUCAUGGAAGGCUUAGCGGAGGCGAUAAUGGAAGUAGUACUAAGAUUCGCAAUGCUGCGGUAGUGAAUGCAACGAAACAAACGAGAGGUGAUGCAGAUACUAUAAAGAAACGCGAGGAAUUGCAAAGGAGAAUAGAGGAAACUAGAAGAAAAUUGCAAAGUGUUGGCUAUAAGUCGUCGUUGAAAACCAGCCAAAGCAUAUCUGAUUUGAGCAGCCAUAUACCGGAGAAACAUCAUCGUUCGAAUAGAUUGAGCACAGGUAACAAAUCUGGUCUGCAAACUCAAUACUCGAAACCGAUUAAUCCUUGUAAACCUAUACCGAACCCAAAGCCUCCAUUAAAACCUCAACAACUCGUUAACAAAAUAUCGGGUGUGGGUAAUGCGCUACCUAAGCUAGAUAUUCCAUCUGAGAACUGCUUAUCCAAAAGUCCGACUACGUCGUGCAUAAGUGACAAGACAAAACCAUCUCUUAGUCGACCGUUAACGUUAACCUUAAAGAAAACUGAAAAGUAUAAGCUAUCGCUGAAUAAACCGAAUCAGUCUUUGCCCGAGUCGCCCGUCUGCGAGGAGCUAAAGCUCUUGAAAGAACAGUGUAAAAAGAAUGUUAGUCGAUUCGCGAGGUUCGCGCAGAAGAGAAGAUCGUGCAGCUACUUUAUCGGACUGGACGACAACGAGGAGGAUAUGGAAAACAUAGCCAAGUCUUUCGAAAGUUUACCCGCGAUGAACGAGCUGAAUAUCGAGAACUUGAACGACGCUCUGGACGAUGGGGACGAAGGGAACGGGAACUUCAGCGACGACUCUCUGGAAGGAGACUUUAAGAAUCCUCCUCGACGAUGCGUCAGCGACUAUCAAAUAAACAUGCACAUAGACCAUCAGCAAAGUUCCCAGAGAAAUUAUUCCACGUAUCAGAAUUUCCCGAAACGUAUCCUAACCGGAUCCCAAGAGAGUAUCUUAUCGGAUGCUUCGAUCGAGUCUUUCUCGAAAGGAAGCGCCGAGAUUUUAGACUACAGUCACUAUGACAACGAUAGGCAUUCCAGCGCGAGCUUCUUCCUGUCCCGACGAAAGAUACAAGCUGGCCGAAGCCAUGAGAGCAUUCUGACGGACGAAUCCGAUUAUCAAAUGUUUCCACUGCAUGAAAAUAUCGACCACCGAAGCACGGAAAGCGUGUUGACCGACGACUCGGAUUCCUUGGUAAAAUCUGCUCCGUUGGAGAUGCUGUUCGAUUCCCAUUACAAACGAAAGAGACAAAACUCGGAAACGUAUAGCGGUAAUCCUAACAACGUAAUAGAGCAAUCGAAUAAUGCGGAAAAUAACGCGAACGACUUGACGUCUUGUCGAGCUGUGUUCAGAUCGAAAUCCCUUCAAGACACUCGAAUAAGUAAGGUGAGAAACGAGAGCAACUAUUCGGAAGAAAACGCGCAACCAUCGACGUGCAUCUAUUACGAAUUCAACUUCAACGAUCAAAAUGAUACAAACGUCGAGAUGAGAAUCGGAACUAAAUCGGACGCUAUUUCGCGAAGCAACAGCUUGAAAGUCCCUAAAGAACCGCAUUCGAUGUUGAUUCUGAAUGACUUCGUGGCACACAAACCGCCAAAGCCUAAACGAAAUUCCGCUCGGACGCAGAGUAUGCGGAACAGGGCACGUCCUGCGUGGAACAAAUACGUAGACUCGUCGCCUCAGUCUUCCCGCGUUAUGUCCACGGACUCCGACGACUACGCGAACAAAUCUCAUGCUGAAGAUCGAUCAGCGAGAAGCGACACCGACGUAAAACCCGAUGGAACCGAAACUUUGCAUACUUCCAAACGAAUCGAGCAGUUGCUACAAUCGCCCAACUAUUCUUUGCAAUCCAACGAAGACAAAGACUCGAAGACCAAGUUUUACAGCCUGCAGACUCGUCGACCCGACAAAGGUGCCAUGUAUGAUGCUUUCGAUACAAGCGAUUCGUCGCGUCAGACAAAGAGCUAUCAAACGCACGAUAUAGAAGGGGAUCAAAUAGACUCUUCCCGCGCAGAGAGAGAUCGACACUGUUGCUUCGAGAAUCAAAUACCAACAAAAGACACGCAGGAAACCUACGACUCUCUGGAACCUGGCGGUGGUACCUCCUGCGACUUGCAAACGACAGGGAUGCAAAAUGUAUCAAACUUACUGAUGACGAACGAACGCAUCGACAAUUUGGACGCAAGCGUCGAUCUCAGGAUCACACGAGCUAUCGAGGGCACCGUGAAAUUACUUUCUAAAGAAUUCGAGAACUUGGUUAGGAGAGAACAGUACUUUAUGAAGGAGAAAUGUUUGCGAAUGUCGCAUUGUCAGGAAACGAACGAGAAUUUUGCCAAAUUGGAGGCGGAGAGAGACGGUAGAUUCUGUCCCCUGAGACGCGACAUAAGAUUCAAUUCCGGGGGCGAAGAUAGCGAUUGCGCAGACACAUCUGCCAUGGACAAAUCGGUGAUGGAGAGCGGUUCCUCGACGUCAGCCUCGAGCUGUACCAACUCACCGAAGAGAAUGUGGCCGCCUGCCUCGCGUUGCCAGAGUCACAUGAAAUGGACUAAAACCUUGCCCACCAUUAAUCAAGCUAUAUUACCAACCAAGCAUCUUUACACAGUUUCAGGAAAAGUAGGUAAUAAGAACGUGAACGCUUCAGCGAGAAGUGGACUAGGAAGUGCAAAUAGCGGGAAUCAGUCGCGGCACGCUUCGACGAAGAAUCAUUCUUCUCACAUGACAAGAAGCAGCAGCGUUGGCGUUUUAAAUCAGAGCGAUUCCGAAUCAGACGUUGGAGCAGGGAACAACAGGGGAUGGAACAAUCAAGCGGGAAGUAACAGAAUCAGUGGAUUAAUGAGACCAACAAUCAGUUCACAAAAUAAAAUUAAUCACCAAAUAAAGUCAACCUCCUCUUCUAAUAGCAAUUUGCAUUCGGUCCUAAGAAGGAGAGGCAUGCAGGGAGCAUAUUCAAGUGUAAAUCUAAGUCAAGUGGGAAAUCAAGAAGAUUCAAGCUCGGAAGAUACCUCUUCUAACGGAAACGGUGGAAAACCAGCGCUUCCUCCAAGGCCUCGAAGUAUCAGUAUUGACCAUUCUGCUGCAAAUUUAAGUUUACCCGGUACUACAGUGAGAAGAUCGGGAUCAACGACAAUUAUAACUAAUGGUCGCAAUGGCAAUAGCACGAUAGGACAGAAUGCAAGCAGAAUGUCGACAGCCAAUCGUAACCAGUUGGAUCCAAGCCCUCAGGAGCUUCCAGUUAAAGAUACCGAUCGUGCCAUCGAUGUAGCCAGUGCUGAAUUGUCGACGCAACUGUGCAAUACGAUCGCAGACGAAUUAACACGAACAGCAGACAAUGUCGUGCAACUGUACAAACGUUUAACGAUAGAUAACGAAGAUGAUCCGUCUCGAGUGAGCAUUGAUAGGGACACGAUGCUGCGUGGCCUUGAAUCAUCCGUAAACGAAACGAUGCGCACGUUGCGAUUAGUCGUUUCAGGUGAUAGCCAUGACGGCUCGGGAAACACGGAAAAUGUUACAAUAAAUGAGACGAUCGCGAAAUUCCAAGAACUGCUUGCCGGGCAAGACCAAGGAAAGAUCGUUAACGUGAUGCAACAAUACUCCGAGUUGCUCCUGAACAUGAUGCAACAGAGAAUGGGAGGAACACAAUCGAGCCAUACGUAAAAUCCGUCCAUUCGCUAGUUCUCCGAGGAGCAAACGAACGAUCAGGACACCUAGCUACGCACGGUGCCCAGGUACCGUACGCACCAGUAUAAAAGCUGCACCUCUCAAUCUCUGUAAUACCCCUUCCUAGAAGUGUAUCGGAACAUGUAGUUAUUUGAGGAUCCUGGUUCUUAAUUCAAUUUCACACCUCUCGGUGUUUCUGAAAAUAGAAGCAAUUUUAUGAAUGCACAGGAUCAAAAUGUAUGAAUCGUAUUUUAAUAACGCGAAACGAUUAUUUUGUUGUAAACGUUGCCGUUUAAAAAGGAAAAAAGCUGGCGAUUCAACGGAAAAGAUUGGUCGUUUAAAAGUCAAUAUUGAAACUUCUUUUUCUCGGAAGCAACGGAAUUUUCAAUCGAAUGAGUUUGAAUGGAUCUUGUCUUUGAGCGAUAGUCGUGUAUCGUUCUAUCGUAUAGUGGAUGGUGUUUGUAGCCAAAGUUAGUAGAAUAUUUAUCAGCAAUUUCGUACGACCAAAUAUACAAGAUUCGCGGAAGAUUAAACGGGCUAAUUUAGAGACACGCGCGACAGCAAAAAUGUUGCAUUUUAAAACUUUUCUGCCCCACCAGGAAGGAAAAGUGAAAAAAGAAAAAUAUCGACUGCGUGAAACUCACUCGUAUCUUGAGGCCAUACGCCGUUAAAUGCCAAUUAACUAAAGACUCUUAGAUUAGUUUUCAAACAAAUAUAUAUAUAUAUAUAUAUGUAUAUACAUAUAUAUGUAUAUAUAUAUUUAUCGACUACUGCGCGAUAUAUCAUAAUAUUAGUCCUCUUGUUAUGUAACCAAAGGUUGUUUAUACCUAUGGUCUAAAAAGCAACCUCCCUUCCUUCCCUGACAUAUAAAAAGCUUCGACGAAAAUGUAAUAAAAGUAUGCAGUAAGCGAUGUAAACUUGCCAGUUCGAGAAAAGUCUAAUUAUUAAUUAACGCAUUUAGAUGAAUGAAAAACAUAUAAUACCGGCUUUGUAGACCUAUCCCGUGUGUCUGUCAAAGAUUAGGAUAUGAACGUACAGUUUUAUAUCUUCGGAUAGAAUAUAAUCGCCGAAUAUAACACGGGAGUGUCUCCUAUUAAUUCUAUUUCUAAUAUAAUUCUUGAACGAGAUAAACCGCAAGUUGUGUAAAAAAGAUGAGAACAACAGGCGCGGGGAAAUUCACUUUUUGCCGAUGAAUUGAUUUGAACUGAACUUACGAUGGAUACACGGAAACUGAGCUACGUUAGCAACUGCAUAUUUUGUCAUAGAAAUUACAAAUAUUUUUACACGCGAAUAAUGUCGAAAGACAAGCAAGGCAAAAGUUCCACAAAGUACCGUAAACUUUCGUUGAAAGGUUGUACCGAAUUCGAAGGCAAAACGGGCUUUAUAAGUUUCAAAGGAAGGAAUUGCAUUGAGGAAUCAAAGUAUUACGAACACGUAUUAUUAACAAUUUUAACGUUUAUUACAAUACGCGCGAUUCAUUUUUCCGUUUAAUAAAUUGUAGUUACUUUCUUCCUCUGUGUAAAGUUUUCAUAUUGUAUGUAAUGUAUAAAACGUGCCAUUUAGGUUUAACCAGCAUCGCUCGCGUGUACUCUCUACGAGAACGUUUUAUUGCUUCUUUAGGCGUGUAUCAUUAAUCUCUUUGUUGAUAAACGUGUAACAUAUCCUUAGUAUCAUUCAAUCGGACAUAGGCCUAAAGUUAUUUCGAUUCGGUUAUAUAAUUUAUUAAGUAUUGAAUAAAAAAAAAAAAAAUUCACAACUAACUGCAAUUUAGUAUUGCUUUACGGGAAUCGCUUCUUCUAUUUUUAUUAAUGAUUCGAUCGGAAAAAUCUGUUCCAUUGUUUUCUCUGAUCAUGUAAUUUUUGCUAGUGUGACGAACAACUUUUUACAGAGGUGACUUUAUUAUUAUUCUUAAAUGAUACGGAUCAUCACUUUCACCGCUCGUUAUAUCCAUAUUUUCUGGCAAUUUUCAUCGGCGAGAAAUAAGAUGAAAACGAUCGUUACCACGCUAUUAGCGAACAAAAAUUGAUGUAUCGAAAAUCAACAGUAUCGUCUAGUGCUCUUGCUCUUCAGUUUAUAAACUCGUAGCUACUAUGCGUCACUACUGCCUACCAUGCUAAUCUUAUCGUUUUAGAAAAUCAUGGCCGAUAAUAUUUGGCUUUCACGGUGAAGGUGUUGAUCACGUUUAGUAUAUCGUUAUGUAUUCUAGGAACUAGAAUAUUUUGUAUUCGAUGUCAGCAUUUUUUGUAAUACAUGAACGUUAGCGUAUAAAUCAUGGAAGCGGACAUAAAAGGUGGAAAAUGUGUCGAAUCUCGUCUCAUACAUCUCCUCGUAUAUUUACCCAGCUUUACGUGGUAAUGAACCAUUCCAAAAUUUCACUCUCUCAGUGUAAUAAUCAUCAAAGACAUUUAAAUACUUUUUAACUGAUUGCAAAGAUGAUUAACGGCUUUG